Molecule: messenger RNA, 330 nt
Organism: Impatiens glandulifera
Lineage: Eukaryota; Viridiplantae; Streptophyta; Magnoliopsida; Ericales; Balsaminaceae
Exons: 2
Coding region: 1-330 (109 amino acids)
Source: RefSeq, a predicted model, not a curated record
AUGCGAGCGAGUUUGAACGAUGAUGAUUUUGUGGCGGGUCAGGAAGUCGUUGAUUUACUACACUACUGUGUUCUAGUCGUUGGAGAUGAAUCUGUUGAUGCUUGGAACAGAUUGCAGCAAUUUUUUCUUAACAAAAAAUCUGCAAGAGCUUUGCAAUUUGAUGCGCAAUUUACAAACUCCAAGCUUGCUCAUUUUGAUGGUGUUAAGUCUUAUUGCGCUCAGCUAAAAACUCUAGCUGAUAAUUUGAGGAAUGUUGGAGAUAAAGUCUCUGACAAUCGAAUGACUCUACAACUUUUGAAAGGCCUCUCGGAGGAAUAUAAGCCCUUUUGA